AUGCGCAGGGGGGAUGCGCGGGGGGAUGCGCGGGGGGAUGCGCGGGGCGGUGCGGGCGGCUCGCCGCGCCCCAUCCCGGGCCAGGGGCGGUGCACGCCGCCCGCCCGGCUCCUCCCCCCGCGGCGCGGCGGCUUUUGCUUUCGUUUUCUCGGCCGUGGCCCCAGACCCCAGCUGCGGAGGGACGGACGGAGCCGCGCGGCCGCCGGCAGAACGAUGGCAGACGACCAGGACCACGCUGUAGAGCCUGGAGCCGGCGACUCGGCAGCUACAGAUGUGGUGGACGCUAAACCCGACCGGACCUCGGUCUUGCAGGCACUCCUCAAUAGGAAGAAGAAAAAUGACCCAAAACAACCACCCGAGACCCCGCAGAACCAUGAAUAUCAGUACAACAUGAAAUUUGCUAAGAUGGGCAAGUGCAUCAUCAUAAACAACAAGAACUUUGAUAAAGUCACAGGUAUGGGCGUCCGCAACGGCACCGACAAAGAUGCCGAGGCCCUUUUCAGGUGCUUCCGAAACCUGGGUUUUGAGGUGUUCGUCUACAAUGACUGUUCCUGUGCCAAGAUGCAAGAUCUGCUUAAGCGAGCUUCUGAGGAGGACCAUACCAAUUCUGCCUGCUUCGCCUGCAUUUUAUUGAGCCACGGGGAAGAAAAUUUGAUUUAUGGAAAAGAUGGUGUAGUUCCGAUAAAGGAUUUGACAGCCCACUUUAGGGGAGAUCGCUGCAAAACCCUUUUGGAGAAACCCAAACUCUUCUUUAUCCAGGCUUGCCGAGGCACGGAGCUGGAUGACGGAAUCCAGACCGACUCAGGGCCCGUCACUGACACGGAUGCCAACCCCCGCCAUAAGAUCCCAGUUGAAGCUGACUUUCUCUUCGCUUAUUCCACAGUUCCAGGUUACUACUCGUGGAGGAACCCUGGCAGGGGCUCGUGGUUCGUGCAGGCGCUCUGCUCCAUCCUGGACGAGCAUGGCAAGGAGCUGGAGAUCAUGCAGAUCCUUACCCGGGUGAAUGACAGGGUAGCCAGGCACUUCGAGUCUCAGUCGGACGACCCAAACUUCCAUGAGAAGAAGCAGAUCCCCUGCAUGGUGUCCAUGCUCACCAAGGAACUCUACUUCCGUCGUUGACUAUUCUGGGCUGCGUCCUGGCCUGGCAUGCCACCUCAUUCACCAACAGAUCCCGUUUCUUUGAUUUUUUUUUUUUUGCACUCCUUAAGAUAUCCAUAAAUUCUUUGGGAUUUUAAUUUCGGGUAAAUGUACUGAUCCAACAGGGAAACACUUUCUGGUGCUGUCACGUUCUCUGAGAUUUCAGAGACUUUUUAUGAUGAUUUUUUCAGAUUCACUUGCGGCUCGGCUCAUAUUUCCUUCACCUUGUUGCACUUACUAUGAAUAGAGGGGGAAAAAAAAAAAGAGCUCUUGGCUAUGCAGACCUCGCCUGGGGGUGACACUCUGAGAAUCUGACUUACCCGCACUUGACAAAGAGGAUUCCAGUGCUGAUGGGAUAGUCGUUGGCCUGUUUUGCAGGAAGUGGGUAUGGAGUGUGGUGUGAGUGAAUUUUCAUUGGAUAGGGCAGAAUGUCAUAUGCAAAUCCCCAGAUAAGUUAGGGGAGGUGGGGAGGGACUUCAUGACUGAUACCUGUCAGUCGGGAUCCACUUCAGAAAACUGCCCCUUGAACCUCAUGUCUCCGUAGAGGGGGCUUGACACUGGAAGUGGACUUGAGUGGGUGAUUCAGUGGAGACCACAUGGCAGGAAACUGGUGGCACACCCAGGGCUCUGGAGAGAAUGGGAAGAGCGUGUCCGAAGUUGGGAUCACCCACUGGACCUGAGAUGGCAGUGUACCUGAUGAAAGGUGGAACUCCUGAGGGAUUGGGGAAAACGGAGCGCCAAUGAGAACAGAGCCAGCCACUGCUUGAGAACAAGGGGGUGGGCA
Molecule: messenger RNA, 1921 nt
Organism: Ochotona curzoniae (black-lipped pika)
Lineage: Eukaryota; Metazoa; Chordata; Mammalia; Lagomorpha; Ochotonidae
Gene: CASP7
Product: caspase 7
Exons: 7
Coding region: 1-1119 (372 amino acids)
Biological process (GO): proteolysis; apoptotic process
Cellular component (GO): cytoplasm
Source: RefSeq, a predicted model, not a curated record